Messenger RNA from Oryza sativa Japonica Group (Japanese rice), 1911 nucleotides. RefSeq lists its product as uncharacterized. NCBI's taxonomy places the organism in Eukaryota, Viridiplantae, Streptophyta, Magnoliopsida, Poales, Poaceae. The record is from RefSeq and is a predicted model, not a curated record.
CAUGUUACGCACGCCGGAUUUGGGUGAUCCUCCGGUGGCGGAGAUCACUCACCCGUUUCACCCUCACAAGCUGAGGCUGGCCGACAACGUCACCGACGGUCACUGGCCUUUCCGGUGCGGCGGCUGCAAGGAGCUCGCCGCCGGCCGCCGCAGGUACAGGUGCGAGCCCUGCGACCUCACCCUCUACACGUGCUGCGCCACCGCGCCGCUCACCCUAGAGCACCCGCUGCUCCCGGGCCGGCACUUCCGCCUCCUCGAGCGGCCUCCGCCGCCGCCGCCAUGGCUCGCCGCCGACGACCGUGGCGGCGGCGGCUGGAGGCCGGCGUGCGACGCGUGCGGCGACCUCCUGCGCGGCGACGGCUUCGCCUACCACUGCGCCGAUGGGCACGGCCUCGUCGGCCUGAACCUCCACCCGCGCUGCGCGAGGCUGAGGCUGCCAGUGGCGGCAGCUCGCGGCGCCGCCGCCGUCAAGCUCUGCCGCAGGGCGGCUCCCCGCCGACGGUGCGGCGUCUGCAUGUCCGGCGAGGAUGGGUACCGUCACGGGUUCUGGACCUGCCGCUUCCGCCGCAGCGGCGGCGACGAGCUCGUCGACGUGCACCUGUCGUGCUUGAAGGAGUUGAUGUCACACUCACACGAGACUCUGACUAAUUUGUAUGAGAUUCUAAUGGAGGACGGGACGCCGACAAAUGAUUGUGGUGAAGGUGCAUCUGCACAAGAUAAUAGCAGUUACAGUGGGGAAAGUAACGGUGAUGCGGAGGAGUUCGAGAACCAGAAUGGAACAAACAACGGUAUGGUGCCGGAGAUGAAGACGAUCACCCACCCCAGCCACCCGGAGCACAAGCUUAGAAUGGUGACCACCACCGGCGAAGCGCCGUUCAAGUGCGACGCCUGCAAGGAGCCCGGAGACGGGCCGAGGUACCACUGCCUCACCUGCGAGGACCUCAACAUGCACAAGUUCUGUGCCCAUGCGCCGAGCACGCUCUACCACCAUCUCUUCGGCCGCACGUUCGAGCUUCUCGCCAAGCCACCGCAAGGACGACCGGAGAAACCGCACCCCGCCGCCACCGGUGGUGGCAGAGGCGAAAGCGGCGGCAGGUGGUGCGACACCUGCGGCGACCAUGUGUUCGGUCUCGUCUACCACUGCUCAGGCGCCAACCUCGACCUCCACCCAUGCUGUGCGAGCCUGCAGGAACUCCCGGUCCAAAACCGGGAGACGUUGGACCAACCGAAAGAAAGUCUUGCUACGCCUCAAAAGCUAGUUAAAGAGGGACUAGCCAAGAUCACUAUCGACGGGGUCGCCUUCGACAUCGCGGCGUUCAGCAAGUGCAGCCUAUGCAGCAGACAGGAGGAGGAGGGCCCGGAUCACUGCUGCCGCCGCCUCCGCCGCCAGGAGCAAUGGUGCUACUACAACUCCGACGUCGUCGACGGCGGCGGCGAGGCCGUGUCCCUGCACGUGUCCUGCAUCAAGCAGAUCGCACGGAGGAGAUGGCAGGCAGCUCGGGACAUGAAAUGUGGAGGGCAGAUCAUGCUGGCGAUCAGCGAGGAGAUGAUCGGUGAAGGUGGUCCUCUCCAUGGCAUUCCGUCGGAGCGAGAUCGGAACAUCGUCGGCGCGGUGGUGCGCGUCAUCAUCGCGGUGAUAUUUGGAGAUAGGACAGCCAUGGAGGGAGACAUCAGCUCUUGGGUAGCUUUAGGUCUCCCAUGGCUGACAAAUUUAUUUACCGUUCAAAGAUAAAUCGAUUGGUGUGUGUUUCUCUCGCUCAUCUAUUCAUAGGAUGCUACAUAAAUAAAUAACUGCAGGUAAGUAAAUAAACAAACAGAUAAUUAAUCGAUCGAGGUGUCUGUUGGCUUGUUUUUUUUCCACCUACUUUUGCUUAUAUAUUUUCUGGGAUUUGGAAUAAAUGGACUUGUAUU